GAAGCGGAUAUGCGUAGUCAGCUGUUUUGUGUUGGAGUUCCGAGGUCCGGUCGAUGUCAUUACGAAAAAUCUUAUAAAUCAUAUUUGUUUGGAUAAUCAUACGAAUAGCGUGUGUUCGUUUGAAAGCAUGAAAUUCCAAUACAAAGAAGAACAUCCAUUCGAAAAGAGGAAGGCUGAGGGAGAAAAAAUUAGAAAGAAAUACCCGGAUAGAGUUCCAGUGAUUGUGGAGAAAGCCCCAAAGGCAAGGAUUGGUGAUCUGGACAAGAAGAAGUACCUAGUUCCAUCAGACCUGACAGUGGGCCAGUUCUACUUCCUUAUAAGGAAGAGAAUCCACCUGCGUCCUGAGGAUGCCUUGUUCUUCUUUGUCAAUAACGUGAUCCCCCCAACCAGUGCUGCAAUGGGCUGCCUCUACCAGGAGCAUCAUGAGGAGGAUUCCUUCCUGUACAUCGCUUACAGUGAUGAGAAUGUAUAUGGCCAGUAAGCGUGCUUUACUUUUAUGUCUUCUUUCUGAGCAUAAAUAUUCCUGUGAACAUAGGAUGUCUCAGCCCAGCAAGUAAUUCAGAGCAAUAUUAAACUUUAAUUUUAAUAUUUUCAAGAAUAAACAGUUGUCAUAAAGAUAAAAAUACAGUAUUUUCUGUAUUGUUAGAAAUUUCGGUAUUUUGUGUGCACAUACUAGUUUGAACACUUGUUUUCUAUCCUGUCAUUUUAUGUUCCUUACAGCAUGAGAGUCUUUAUCUCUUGCAUUGUGAUUAGAAAAGUUUGAUUUCAAAUUCAACAAUAGCUCUAUGAAACAAGUCUUAACAUGUAUUAUCAUUACAGUUACUAUACUGGAUAGAAUGUACAUAUAUAUAUGGUAAUGUGUAUUGUCAUACAAAUAAAUACUUUUCUUCAUUUGGGA
Messenger RNA from Zootermopsis nevadensis, 898 nucleotides. RefSeq names its product GABA type A receptor-associated protein autophagy-related 8a (gene Atg8a). Lineage: Eukaryota; Metazoa; Arthropoda; Insecta; Blattodea; Termopsidae. The record is from RefSeq and is a predicted model, not a curated record.